This is a messenger RNA of Caenorhabditis remanei, 2115 nucleotides long. RefSeq lists its product as uncharacterized. The transcript is spliced from 6 exons. The record is from RefSeq and is a predicted model, not a curated record. NCBI's taxonomy places the organism in Eukaryota, Metazoa, Nematoda, Chromadorea, Rhabditida, Rhabditidae. Bases 1 to 2115 code for a protein of 704 amino acids.
AUGAGGAGACGGGCAAUAGUUAUUCCAAUAUUCUUUUGCCUUGUCACACCAAUCUUGCUCUAUCUGCUCGGCUCGUUCGCUCUCAAUCGCCUUCAAGACUAUGAGAGGAGUGAGGAGGAGAAGGUGAAAGAAUGGCAACACAAACACCUCCCAAAGCAAGACGAUGACGUGGCACCACUUCCUUCAACUACACAACUUCCAGAAAUCGAAGAAUCUGAGGAAGUCGAAGACAUCGAAGACAUCGAGCGGAUCACAGCUUCUACAAGGAAAGUUUCAGAGGAAAUUCCAGAGGAAUGGCCCGAGCCACCCACCACUACUACAUCUACAGUGGCUACCACUGAGUCCACUACAGUACCCACCACCACCAUUACCGUACCCACCACCACCACCACUACCGUACCCACCACUACCACUGAGUCCACUACCGUAACCACUACAGUACCCAUCACUACCACUGAGAGUACCACCACCACCACUACAAGCACGACACCACCGACACCACCAACUACUACCACACGGAUCCGGACAUGGACUUAUCCCACAAGACGCCCACCAAUUUAUGAUCCAAAUCGUCAUCGCUAUGGUCAGGACCGUGUCACCCACCACCACCAUCACCACCAUCAUGAUCACACUACCACAACUCAGGAGCCCACAACUACAACUCAGGCUCCGCCUCCAUCUUCCACUACUACUCGGAUUCGGGUGACCACCCCUGCGAUCUCCUCAUCCUCCAACUCAAUCUACGACAGGAUCACGAUCCCAUCGAUCCCGCCAACCUCCAGCUACCGUAACCCAUACAUCCAAAAGAUUGCGGUCACGUCGUCUACCUAUGUGGAUCCUACCACCACCACUACCGGUCAUCGCCACCAUCAUCAUCAUCACCACAACCGAACUCAUAUCGAUAUCCAUGCCCAUCACCGCCAUCAUAUGCCAUACCCGCAGUUUCCAUACCCAAAUUUCCCAAGUAUACUGUACCCGAGUUCUACCACCACCACAACGGAGGCCCCAACUACAACAACUACAACUACCACGGAGCCGCCAACUACUACAGUACGCCACCACCAUCAUGGUCAUCACCGCCACCAUCAUAGCUCCACAACCAACCGCCCAUCUACCACAACUACCACCCGAAUGUCAGAACUAGACCACUGGGGAUUCGUGUUGGAGUCGGAGGAGGAGUUGAAGAGCUCUGAGGAGGAGAGCACCACCACAAGCUCCACGACGACUACGACUACAACUACUACACCUGCUCCUACACCUGCUCCUACACCCCGAGCCGCUCAGAACAUUCCAGGCUUGCCACGUCAUCGCCAACCGGAGCCACCGACUCCGCCUAUCAAGCGUGUAGAACGCGAAGCUACAAUUGUCACUGGCUUUCUGGACAUUGGUCGAGGCGACUGGAGCAUGUACCGUCGGCCCCUGGAGAUCUACCACGACUACAUGGAGACCCUCCUCAACCUCCGAAACAAUUUCGUGGUAUUCACAGAUGAUUCGAGUUAUGAUUUUGUGGUGAAGACACGGACCAAAUAUGGAUUAAUGAAUAUGACGAAGGUCUACAACAUCAAAUUGGAGGAUUUGCCGUUGUACGGAACAAUCGGUGACGUUGACAUGAGAUCCCAUCCAGAAGCCAACAGUGCUGAGUACAACAUCGUUGUCAACUCGAAAACCCACUUCCUGCAAAACGUCACAAUCGAAAACCCCUUCAAUUCGGAGCACUUCAUUUGGAUAGAUGCGGGUUACGGACAUGCCAACGAGAAUUUCUUCCCGUAUAGCUAUAAAUGGCGGCCGGCACUUCCGGAUGGCAAGAUUUCGUUGAUCAAAGUGACGCCGGAUUUCGAUGAUCUCAAGAAAUAUGAUCUGCCCAAGUUGUAUCGGAAGAAUGUGGCGUUGAUCAGUGGAGGAUUCAUUGCGGGAGAUAAACACGCGAUCGGCCAACUCCACUCGAUCAUCCACCGCAAAUUCAUCCAACUCAUCUACCAGAACCGUGUCGACGACGAUCAAACUCUCCUCACCCUUGCCGUCAAUUCAUUCCCCCAACUGUUCCAUGUGGUCUACGGAGACUGGUUCGACGCCUUCCGUCUAUUUGACACCGAUCCAGAAGUUCAGUUGGGUUGA